AUGGAUGAACACGCUAAAGCCAUUUCAUCGAUCGACUCAAAUGUCGAAGAAGAUAAAUUUGACAUCGGCCGUUAUCAAGUUGACAGCUUUAAAGGCACGAAUAUGAAACGUGUACCUCUCGAGCAAUUAGAUUUCUCAAUUUACCACCCAAAUGCAAAUCUCGUAGCUUUUUCUUCGACCGAAGAAAGACUGCCCAUAUGGAUCAAAGCAAUGCAUCUGCGCUACAAACAUGGCUUCCUUAAUGACGGCAAAAUAAUCACCCACUGGGAAGAAGAAAACAACCCGAAUGAUCCCACGAAAUGUGACAAAGUAACAAUCACCCUGGCAUCCCAAGAAAACGAAAAAAAUAUAGUCAGUAUCACUGUUAUGGUCAACAAAGGAAGAAUCCAAAUACAAGGUCGCUUUAUGAAAGAGUGGGGUAGUGAAGAAUUCCCCAUAUUAAUCGAACUGAUCAAUAACCCAGACCUUAUGAAAAGCAACCCUGCAAAAAAUCUUAACAAUUUUACUGCCAAAACACUUUCUCAGAAAACCACCAACCAACAGACACCAGCGACUUCUCAACAACAUGAUCAUGAUCAUCCUAUUCCUUUGGAUAGCAGCAUAAACCAUUCACCUAAAGAAAGACCUCUGAUUAAUACUGUUAAGACCAAUUUGGCAACCCUUGAGGCAGACUUCAUCGAGUUUAAACAAAAUACGAACAAAACCAUCACAGAACUGAGCACAACCAUAUUCAACAAAGACAUCCAAAUUAAAAAUUUGGAAAAUGAGAUUACCAACCUAAAGACAGGGUACUCAAAAAACCAACAGUUAUCCAGUGACUUAUCUCUAAGACAAUCAGAAAUGGAAGAGGAAUUAAAGAAAAUGCAUCAUAAAUAUAAAUCUCUUGAAGAGAAAAACUCAAUGUUAAUAGGUAAACUGGCAGCAUUAAACGAGAGUAUCGAAAGCCGAAUUGAUGAUGUACCAAUUGAAUCAAACUCCCCUGCAUCGGAUACUGAUAUCCCCACUUCAAACAAAUUCCUGUCCCUCUCAGAUGAAUCCAUCAUCGAAGAACCUACACACAAAUCCCCCUCAAAACAGCAAUCUGUUACAUCGGGCCAAAACAACACAAGGAAUGAAGCCGAUACAAUAUUAAUUUGCGAUAGUAAUGGCCGACAUCUAAACCCUUCAUUAUUAUGUCCCAACAGCAAAACAAGCUAUACUCGAUGUGCCACCCUUGCACAGGCAAAAUCAAUAAUAAACAGUACUACAUAUACCUCACCUAAAUCCUUCAUUAUCCACACUGGAACAAAUGACUUAGAACACUCAGAUACAAAUGAGACACUCAUAAAGAAUGCAACCGACACCGUGGAACUUAUCCAAACUAAGCACCCAGAAUCCCACAUAAUUUUUUCAUCCAUUCUCCCAAGAAGUGAUGAAUUAGACAAGAGGGGAAUGACCUUAAACAAUAGUUUGGAGAAAUCAUUAUCUACAAAGAAAAACAUCACCUUUGUCAGACACCCCAACAUCAACUCCAAAUACCACCUGAAAGACAAGAAACAUCUCAAUGAUGUUGGAGUCAAGCGUUUCGCUCAGAGCCUGAAGCGUGCAUAUUUUAAGAAUCCAUACAAACCAAGAAAGAAUUUUCCGAAUUCUCAGAUCCCAUAUAACCGACCCUUCUUCCCCUUUAAUCCUCACCACCAGUCUACUCCUUUUCAUCCUCCUCACCCUCCACCAGCAAGUUUCCCUCAGCAAAGUUCCAACCAAAAAAUUCCUAACAACCAUUAUCAAUAUCCCUCGACUUACCAUCAACAAACAAUCCCAAAACUGACAACACUCCUUGGGAACCAAGAAGCAAGACUUGGAAAUCAUAAAAGUAAACAAGAAAUACCAAUGCAACUGAUACAACUAAUCAAGGACCUACAUAGGUAUGUUAAUUAACAACAAGUCAUAUAACAUAAGAAUGACAUUUAAUGGUUAUAAGACAAUUAUGCAACACUUGAGUAUAAUGAACUUAAUUAUCUUCUAUAUACUUCCCCUUCUCUUCAAAUUAUUACUUUGAAAUUUUGAUAACCUAAUAUUUAGUAUAUUAGAAAAUGCC
Paramuricea clavata is the source of this 2077-nucleotide messenger RNA. Lineage: Eukaryota; Metazoa; Cnidaria; Anthozoa; Malacalcyonacea; Plexauridae. The record is from the annotation of a GenBank genome assembly.